CAGAUGCCCAAACGCUGAGUGUUAAGAGGCUGUAGCAACAGCGACUAGAAUGGGGCCACCAUGCACCUGUGGCCAGAGGACAAGUCUGUCGAUCGAAAACGGACAAAUUUUGUUCCCCAAACGAGAGUGUGGUCGUCUGGACCGACUCCAUACUCGGUACUGUGUUGUGAACAUUUCGCAGCAGAUUCUUACGGCAACAGUGAGCUGGAGCGGAAGCUUGGUAUGAAACCUAAAUUUAAAUCGGGCGUAGUGCCCGUUAUUCGAGAUGACAGAAGAAACCGAACCACAGCUCACUCAAGCGACGAAUGCUUGAUUGACGAAAAGACGAUUCGAGUUGAUAGUGGUGAAGCCGGCACUAUGGCCAUUCCGCCUGUCACUCGCAACGCCCGUGUGGAUUCGUCAACUGUGCCAGCAGCUAUUCGAAAACGGCAGUGUAUGAGAAUUAUCUCUGUGGCAGAAUCUUGGGAAUGUUGUCCAGCAGAGGUUGCUCCAUAUAUCUCAGAGCCGGAUAUCCCAGACCCAGAGACCCAGGUGCACGAGUGCUAGAUACCUCAGAGUUAGAUCAGACUCGUAUGUUGAGGACAUCAGUUUCACCACUGAUGUUGGACUCUGCAGUCAGGGUACUAGGGCAACACAAGUUACUCUUCGCCCAAAACGAAGAAGCAAAGGUAUUUCAUACAAACGGCAGCCUGCUACUGCAUGCACAGCAGUACAGUGUAAGCUAUUGGACGCACCUGCUUUCCGCCGCCUGUCUGAGGUUGAUGAAGAUAGUGAUGAGGAGAGUGGAGAGUUGGAUGAAGAUGACCAUAAUGAGACAGAGGAUCAAGUUUAUCACCCUAAGGAGGAAGACUUGCAAGAAGAGGAGCCAAUCAUUAGACUUUCCUCAGUCACUAAAAGUCGUUAUUGAAGAAAGCUGUCAGCACGGUGUGGUCAGAAGAGAGAAGAGCCUUGCUGACAGAACUCAGAAGGUGUCAGACUUACUCCUGGCAGGAGAUGGAAGGGUUGAAAGUCCAGGUCACAAUGCAAAGUAUGGCACUUACAGCAUUCUGUAAACGAAGAUCAAUAAAGUCAUCAACACUGAAACAGUGACAAUCACAGAAGUUGCCAACAGUAACGCAGUGGAGAAGGAGGGGUGAAUCCAGGCUUUAGAUAACCUAAAGAAAGAGAAGCUCAGUGUGGAUGAGAUUGUUACAGAUCGACACACCUUUAUUCGAAAAUAUCUUCGCCAGGAACAGCCUUCAAUUAAAUGCACCUUGGAUGUUUGGCAUGUUGCUAAAGGUAUAUCGAUGCUUUUGUUUUACUGUAAAAUGUUGUACUUUUAAUGAACACUAAUUCCAUCAACCACAGGUCAGACAAUACAUCAGGGAUGGAAAUUUAAUUCUUUGUCCACUGUUCCUUGGGUCAUUUUAGGAAUAGUGUUCAAUGUAUAAACUGGUGAUAGCAUGACUACAGAUGAAAGUAAUACUUAAAAAACUGAUACAACAUUUUAAUAAUCUGUUACCUUUCCAGAAAUCGGAAAAAAUUUCGGGAAUGAAUUAGUUGAAGCGCAUCAAGCAGCUAUUAAAUGAACAGUGCCUGUAGUGUGAUUUAUGCACACUGUAUUUGGUACUUAUUGAUCAAUGGCCAUUUUAAUAGUAUGCACAUGUAAUUGUAACACAUUUACUGUUACCCCACUAAUUCUGCAGUUGAAACAAAAAGCUUAUUCAAUAGCAACCUGUCAUUUUGCAUGAAGCAACCUUUUUUUGAGCAUUUAGCAGUCAGUCAUUUAUUGGAAACACAAUCUGUUCCUGGGCAUGCAAUUGCAUGUCCCAGUGUAUUGCCAUAUUUGAUCCAAGGUCAAAGGUCGACUGUCAGUAC
Messenger RNA from Liolophura sinensis, 1857 nucleotides. RefSeq lists its product as uncharacterized. NCBI's taxonomy places the organism in Eukaryota, Metazoa, Mollusca, Polyplacophora, Chitonida, Chitonidae. The coding region runs from base 468 to 1052 and encodes 194 amino acids. The record is from RefSeq and is a predicted model, not a curated record. The transcript is spliced from 5 exons.